GCUCGCAUAUCAGUCUGCCAUGUCAUUUCGAUUCAGUCAUUACUUUGUCAGUUAUCUGUCAGAGUGCACUAGCUUAGCUAGUGGUGUAUAUACAGAAGUCAAAGAAGACAACGAAGCUGUCACUAAAUGGCAGUUUGAUGUCUCUAGACCAUACCAUGUUGAGUUACCACGAUCGCUAGUUGAAGUAGUAAUUCACUGGAAUAUUCCCAAUCAUGUUUUCCUAAAGAAUUAUGUUUUCAAGAAAGCAAGAUCUCUUGGUCGAUUUAUUGCCAUUUUUCUGACUUUUGGCUGUAGUGCUUUGCUUCACGGUUUGAACAUUCAAUUAGCGGCUGUUUUACUCUCUAUUGGAACCUACGCCUACAUUGAACACGUCCUUAGAGCACGGCUUGCAGGAUUCUUCAGUGCAUGUAUCUCGGCAAGAAAGUGUAAACCGGACUGUAAUCACCGUUACAAAGCUGGCCAGUUCUGGGUGAUAGCCGUAAAUCUUGCUUUUAGUUUUCUGUCCGUCUUYCAUCUGGCUUAUCUUGGUAUUAUGUUUGGAGGCGACGCAUCCGAACAAGAACAGGGUUUUGAUAUCAGACGCGCUCUGAGAAAAUGGACUGAACUGGACUUUGCAAGCCAUUGGGUGGCGCUAGCUUCAUUUAUGAUAUCUCUUAUCAUCCCAAAAAAUACAGCGAAUUAAACAAGAUAAACGCAAACUCUUCAAAUCAGGGCUGAAAGAAAUCUGUCGCCUCAACAUUGUCCUUGCGCAAUAAUGAUGCAAUAUUGUAGCAUAUUGAAGCUGGGAUUUCCGAGAUACAGCUUUCCAAGAAUAUUUUCAACUAUUGAGACUCACCUCACUUAUUAGAGGAAAGAAUAUUCCAGAAAGAGUUAGAAACGCUGGUUGGCUCGACAUGGGCUCGGACGCAAAGGAUUGAGACCAACGUCUUGUGAAUAAAUUGUGAAUAGAAGAAUUUGUAUUGAAAGGAAUUGACGAUUUUAUUUUUCGACGUGAAACAUUGAAUUCGCUCGGGUAGAGUGAUUUUCCGAAUUUUAUCUGUACUACAUCGAUAAAAUCAUUGCAGAUUAAUACGCUUAAGUGAAUUUUUGGGUUUAUGAAAAACCGCUCUAUCUAUGUAUUGACUCUGAAAUACAUUUGUAAAAUACGGAGAGUAAUAAUAUAUCAAAUGCUGCCAGAUUAGAUAAUUCUCAAGAUUUAAUUUAGUGAAUUUGUUAAGAUAUCUAAUGAUAAUCACAUUAUGGGGCUAUGUUGAUUUUAUCCACAAUGUACCACCCACAUCACGACAUGUGUUGCCCUUUGUUCACUGUUAUAGUGUUCAAUAAAGCCUACGAAAGUAA
This is a messenger RNA of Exaiptasia diaphana, 1338 nucleotides long. Its product is annotated as protein-serine O-palmitoleoyltransferase porcupine. The record is from RefSeq and is a predicted model, not a curated record. NCBI's taxonomy places the organism in Eukaryota, Metazoa, Cnidaria, Anthozoa, Actiniaria, Aiptasiidae. The transcript is spliced from 7 exons. The coding region runs from base 20 to 682 and encodes 220 amino acids. Gene Ontology annotation, molecular function: palmitoleoyltransferase activity; Wnt-protein binding. Gene Ontology annotation, cellular component: endoplasmic reticulum; membrane. Gene Ontology annotation, biological process: Wnt protein secretion; protein palmitoylation; canonical Wnt signaling pathway.